This is a messenger RNA of Rana temporaria (common frog), 1587 nucleotides long. Its product is annotated as carboxypeptidase O-like. Gene Ontology annotation, biological process: proteolysis. NCBI's taxonomy places the organism in Eukaryota, Metazoa, Chordata, Amphibia, Anura, Ranidae. Gene Ontology annotation, molecular function: zinc ion binding; metallocarboxypeptidase activity. The coding region runs from base 141 to 1502 and encodes 453 amino acids. The transcript is spliced from 11 exons. The record is from RefSeq and is a predicted model, not a curated record.
UACUGAGCUAUUUACGAAUGCAAUUCAUGGGCUGGGCAUAGAUAAUGUUAUCUGAAUAACUAUGACAUGCUAGAUUCCCUUAACAGAAUACAUUUAGAUACAAGAUUUUAAAAGAACCACAGAAAACCAGUGUAAAAAGGAUGAAGAUUGUUUCUUACUUCACCAACUUUCUUUGCACCAUAGCACUCAAAGUGUUUGCUGAAAAAGUCCAGUAUAAUGGGCAUCAAGUCCUAAGCAUUAUUCCGAAGACGGUGAGCCAUGCUGACUACAUACAAAAUGUCUGCAGUGAAUUACAGCUGGACCUUUGGAAACCAAGUAUAUUAGAGGAAAUCUCUCCUGGAAGGGAAGUACAUGUUCAUGUGCCACCUUCCCUUCUGGACCAAAUAAAAGGAAGUCUGCUUCAAAGAGAUAUUGCAUUUACAGUCAUGAUCAGUGAUGUACAAGCACUCAUUGCUAAAAGCACUGAAAAUGAGCACAGAGUGCAGACAUUGCUGUCCUCAUUUGACUACACAAAGUACCAUUCAAUGCAAGAGAUUUACAAGUGGAUUGACCAAAUCAAGCAUAAAUAUCCACAUCUAGUUACAUUAAAUUAUUUGGGAUCAACUUAUGAAAUUAGGCCAAUUUACUACUUUAAAAUUGGAUAUCCAUCUGAUAAAAAAAAGAAAAUUAUUUGGAUGGACUGUGGAAUACAUGCCCGGGAAUGGAUUUCAGUAGCAUUUUGUCAAUGGUUUAUUAGAGAGCUACUUGAACAACAUAACAGCAAUAAAGUCAUACAUAAAGCCCUAGAAAAUAUAGACUUUUAUAUUGUUCCUGUCCUCAAUAUUGAUGGGUUUGUGUACUCCUGGACUACGGAUCGUCUCUGGAGAAAAUCACGCUCACCCCAUGACAAUGGAACUUGCUUUGGAGUAGACCUCAAUCGAAACUUUGAUUCAAAUUGGUGCACUAUUGGUGCAUCCAGUAACUGUAGCGACAUUACAUUCUGUGGAACUGGUCCAGCCUCAGAACCAGAGGCCGAUGCUGUGCAACAGCUGGUGAGCAGGCUGAAAUCUGACAUCUUGUGUUUCCUGACAAUGCACUCCUAUGGACAACUUAUUCUUCUUCCAUAUGGCUAUACCAAAAAUGCCUCUGUUAACCAUGAAGAAAAGCUGUCUGUUGGGGAGACGGCAGCUGCCAAACUGGCACAGAUACAUGGGAAAACAUAUAGAGUUGGAUCAGCAUCUCACAUAUUAUAUUUCAACUCUGGCUCUUCAAGGGACUGGGCUACUGACAUAGGAAUUCCUUUUCCAUACACGUUUGAGUUAAGAGAUAAUGGGACAUAUGGCUUUGUUCUUCCAGAAGAUCAGAUCAAACCAACCUGUGAAGAAACCACAUCCGCAAUUUUGUCCAUUAUUGAACAUCUCAAUGAAAAACAUUUUAACAGCGCAUCAACAAUUUUCUCUAUAAAUCUGUGGAUAAAUCUGAGUUUCUCAGUCCUAAUUGGCACAUAUUAUUCUUUAUUUUAAUAUCUGUAACUGUCUUUAUUUUCGGAAUUUUACUAUUGUACACGCCUUCUUCUAGCAAUAACAAUAAACGACAUUCAGAUAUUCA